AUGGAAACGUUCUGGAGUGGAUACUUUGGUCUUUGGAAGCCCGAUGACAUGUCAAUUAGGUUCCGGGGACGUGGCCAUGAGAAGUGGGAGCUCACGACGUAUGGUACAGCGGCGGUCUCCCUUGACGAAAGCGCUAUCGGGGUUUUGCGCUUUGUGGGGGACCGGAAAAGCGUUUUGGAAAUCUUCGAAGGCGCAUAUGACGUCCAUUUACAUGUCCAACGACAGGGGUCAGUUGAGGAUCUUUACAAGUCAGUCCACGAUGCAUUCUAUGAGAAGGCAACAGACCUCGCAGCUUGGGCUCCAAGGUAA
This is a messenger RNA of Aspergillus novofumigatus IBT 16806, 309 nucleotides long. RefSeq lists its product as uncharacterized. The record is from RefSeq and is a predicted model, not a curated record. NCBI's taxonomy places the organism in Eukaryota, Fungi, Ascomycota, Eurotiomycetes, Eurotiales, Aspergillaceae. The coding region runs from base 1 to 309 and encodes 102 amino acids. The transcript has 2 exons.